AUGUUUCGGGUCACUAACGUUGCCGAGGAUCGGGACCUGACGCCGUGCAGCGCUGCAGCCCCCGUGGUCGACGAGGGUGAAGAGCAUGGAGGAGCUGCUAUUAGCAUCGAGGACAUUUUCGAGUCUCACGAUGGCGCCGACACGCGCUACGUUGGAGUAGCCAACAAGCGGGCUUUCUCGGCCCUCCACGUCGCUUUCCCUGUCACGCGCUCACCCUCUCAGCACGGUGGCCAGAUGCUUUCGCCAUCCUUGUGCCCGCGCGACACGCUGGCCACACCCGCGUCGCGGUCGAUUGCUGCAGCAUCCUCGACAACAACAACGGCGACCCUCUCGCAGCAGCUCACGCCGGUUCACCGCCCGUCUCUCGGUCGAUCGCCCCAGCAGCACACGCCGCACCAUCACAGUACGUCCUACGACCACGACCGCUACCAGCGCUUCCUCACAAAUGCGCUGCUGAGCGAAUCAGAGGCGGGACGUCCGUCGAGCGUGCUGUCAUUUCCCAUGCGCACGCCAACACGGGUGAAUCGGGCAAGUCGGCGAGAAACGCCGGAUGCAUGCGUCAUGGCGGCAGCAGCGCAGUGCCGCACCGGCUCCUUGGACCACGCCGCUGUGCCGCACAAUACUGUCCAUGAAGAACCACAAUCUACGGCUUCCAUUUUGCACAGCUCCGUAGUUUCAGGAGGAUGGGCCACCGAGCUGAUGAGUGAGGGGGCGCGAUCUGCAGUCGUGCAGUCUGAGGAGAAGGGCCACCGGAGAGAUGGCAUUCCAGUCGAUGCGUAUCUCUGGCAGCCAACGAAGAAGGCACCACGCAAUGUUUCACGCGUGGAUGAUGCUGCGGAGCCCGAGAGCACAUUGUAUAGCGCGGCACACCUCCCAAGCGCCGGUGCGCCAUUUGCGUACUUUCAGCGGGCACCCCCGGUGUGGUCGCGGCCAGCACAGACGUCACUGCGCCUUCCGUCGACGCGCGAUGAGGACAACUCGACGCGCGAGGCCGACGAGGCGUGCGGCACCGCCAUUCUUGGCUUCGCGGCUGCCCAAGAAGGCGACGAGUUGGGUUCCCUGCGCGCAGUGCAGCGAGCACAGUGCACAGGCGCCGGCGUCGAUGUCGCGGUAGCCUCGGUUUGCCCGAACACGCCGUUCUCGCCGCACGGCGACCCUGCUGUGACCGUGGGUGCUGCCGCUGCAUCAUUCUUUACCCCGCGCCACUCCCCAGGCGUUUUAUCGGCAGCAGGGGAGCUGGACCGCCCCGACGGCGUCACCACGCCGCUACGGCUGCCCAGCAGCACCGCGCAGCACGUGAUCUCUGACACGCCUCUGCCAUUCGUCUCGGCGCGUCGCUCGCUGACGCUUCCCAUCCUUCGCUACAUCAGCGAGGACGACACCGACGACGAGGAGGGGGAAAAGACCGCGGCACCGCUUCUCAGCACACCCGUCGACUGCGUCAUUGAGGCGAGUUGCGCCACCCCGGUGGCGUCGUCAGCAGCGGGCUCUCCGACUCUAGCGUGGCCAUUGUCGUCGGGGCUCGGGCGGACGCGAGUGGCUAACGGUGCUGCCUCCGUGCGGUCUCACGCCGUCCACCGCCGCAGCCCUGCUCGUUCGGUUCUUUCCUCCCUGGCCACGUCGCGUCAGCUUACGACGCCGCAGCGCCUGUUCACACCCGUGCACCACACGGAUAACUCGAUCCGCGGCGCGUCCGCCACCGGCCCGUCUGCGGCUGCGUCGAGUGAUGCCCUCAUGACUUCCUCAUCUAUCCGUGGACGCGCCGUCUCGCCCGCGGAGACGAUGCUAUCCACGACGCUUUCGACAGCGCGUCAUCGCGACGGCACAGGAGUUCAGAACUCACGCACGCACAGUCAGCCGCAGCAGCCUCAGCGUCACAGUCGCAACACAUUCCACUUCAUUCGUGCGCUGACCGCUGGAGAGGUGUCGACGGAUAUGCGACAUCGUCCACUGUACUGGGGCUGCUUCGGCAUACUGGUGGCGCAGCCGACCGAGGUGUGGUGCGUGGGUCAGACGCACCCGUUCCGACUGUUUCCGCCUGAGCACGCGCCGUCAGUGUGGAUGCCGCGCAACGGAGAACUGGAGGUGACGACGGUGGCCACGACGGAGCGGCUGUCGCUCGCACAGUGGGAGGCGGCCUCGAUCGCAGCCGGUACCCCCGAGGCGUCGCCGCCUGUCGUCGUCUACGCCGCCAUCGGCUCGAGCGCAGGUGAUGUCUUCGUGUACGGCUACAGCAAGUGCCCACCGACAGCCCCUGAUGCCACGCCUGUGACUCUCGAUACGGCGCAAGUGCAUGCGCACAGCACGCAUACAGUGCGACUAACACAGCAAGGUGUCCUGCAACGUGCGGAUCGCCUCGGUGGCAGCGAUGGGGUCUCAGAGGCAAAGACACGUGCUGCUACGGCGCACGGAUCGCCUUCUAUGCACGACAGUACAGUCUCCGUCGUCCGUGUGAUAGAUCACUGGUUGUAUGUUGGAGAUCAGUCCGGCUACGUAUCCCGCUACGACCUGCGCCAUACAAACUUUCUAUGUGCUGUCUCCACCGACACCGCGUCUUCCUCGGCACUUACGGCCACCGCGGCGGAGCCACAGGGCACCAGGGAGGCAAAGCCCUGUCGUGAGUCAAGCGCACGCUCAGACCCUACCAUGGCACCUCUUCCAGCUAGACUGAACCCUUGCAUGCCUGUGCAUCACUUUGGACGACCUCUUCUACUUGCCGGUGCUUCUCCAACAGCGAGGUCGUCGACGCCGUCUCAGUCAGCCCCUGCGGCCUCCACGCCGGCACCGAAGUUCCACUACGCGGUGAACGUUGGGGAGCCUGUAUAUCAUCUCGAAGUGACGAGCAGCCAAAGCUACCUCGCCGUGGGAACGCAGACGCGGCUGCUGGUCUACCGCACCGCACAACUACCUCGCAUAUCGGACACGUCGUCAUCGGCGUCGCCGUCGCCACCGCUGCCGUUCCACGCCCCCUUCAUUGGCACAUCGGCAGGCACCCCGUCUCGCGAGGGCAGCAGUGGUAACGUCAACAUCGUGCAUGAACGCGGCGACGGCGCUACCCCUCUGGUUGUCGUGAGUGACGCAGCACAGCCCGUGCGCUGCUUUGCGUGGAUGUUCUGUGACUACGAAUCGCUGAUGCAGUCGCUGCAUGCUCGGUCGCCGGUAGAGAAGCAAGUCUUCUUCUCGGACACCGACGACGACGACUCGGAGGCUUUUUCUCCUGUUCCUCUUACCAGCGAUGACGAGAUCGGCAUUGGGAAUGCUUCAUCGAAGUUCGUAGCCCUGGGCAGCGCCUGUCGCCGCCACACGCCAACUCCAAGCCUCGUGUUUGCCACGGUGUGGCAGGAGUCGACGGAGGUGGCAGAGGGUCAGAGCCCCCGAUUGCCGGUGCCACGGGUCAAGACAGACAUUCGCGUGUUCCGUGUCGUGACGCAGACAACCGUGACCUCCUGCACCCUCGGCUACCCUGUGCACGUGUUGGCGGUGCUGCCUGGCACCACGCAGAUCAUUGUCGGCACUGGGGGUGCUGUGGAGCUAGAACGCCCGGCCUCGCCCGGUGCAUCUUCGCCCGCUGGCCAUCCUCUCCCGGCUUCUCCGCAAGUUCCAGCGGAUCUCCUCACAGGGCUGCAGUUGAGCAGCCCCUUUACGUCCCCGGUGCUGCGCUUCACCUCUGUGACGACGGCGACGGCUACGUCUGUUUCUCCACUCGGCGGGUUUCGCCCCCCGGCCAUCGUGGGGCGUCGCCCUUCGCUGGCAGUCGCAGCGGCGGAGGCUCUCUGGAACCGUCCGUAUACCGUUCGCCACACUGCCCGCAGCGUCCACCCGACCGGCGCAGGCGCCGUGCAUCAGCAGCAGCAGCAACAUCGCGCACACACGAGUGAGACGAACGGCUAUUUGUUUCUUCUCGAGGUGUGCCCUGCCGACAGCCUUGCAGUAGGGAGCGGGGCAGGUUACGACUGCCGUGUGUGCCUGCGUGUGCGAGGCGAGGUGGGCGUCGGCGAAGGCGAGAGCGCUGUUUGCGGGGCCAUGAACCCGCUCCAGGAUCACGUCUCUGUCCUCAUACACCCUACAGAGAGUGACCCGCGCGUUGUCGCGUCGCCGCCGCGCGACGGAUCACGGGCGAAGGUGAAGGUGUGGAGGAUAUCCACAGAUGUGCAGUCGGCUUGCAUCAUAUCGACCCCAGGUGGGCUGCUGUUUCCGUCUGAGUCGCAGCAGCAGAUGGAGUGCCUCCGUUGA
Messenger RNA from Leishmania major strain Friedlin, 4233 nucleotides. RefSeq lists its product as hypothetical. Lineage: Eukaryota; Euglenozoa; Kinetoplastea; Trypanosomatida; Trypanosomatidae. Bases 1 to 4233 code for a protein of 1410 amino acids. The record is from RefSeq and is a predicted model, not a curated record. The transcript has a single exon.